AAGAAUGGCAAUAGUCAACAAUGUCUUUGCCAUCGUAAUCAAAAUCGCAAAAACGAAAAUCAAGUGACCGCAAGGCAGCAAAAAGAGAUGAUUUGUAUUAAUGGUUUAAGCAUUGCGAAACCCAAAAUUACAAACAGCAAAAGCCCAUUUCUUGCCCCUCUUCUUUUCUCCAACACCAAAACUUCACUCGUCUCAUUUAGACCUCUUUCAGUUUCUUCUUCAAUGUCUUAUGAAAAGGAGCUUGCUGCUGCUAAGAAGGCCGCUUCUCUGUCUGCCCGUCUCUGCAAGAAGGUGCAAAAAGCUCUAUUGCAAUCAGAUGUCCAAUCAAAAUUAGAUAAAAGUCCUGUCACAGUGGCUGAUUAUGGCUCACAAGCACUUGUUAGUUUAGUGCUGCAGAGGGAGCUUCCUUCAGAGCCUUUCUCAUUGGUGGCUGAGGAGGAUUCAGGAGAUCUUCGUAAGGAUGAUGCCCAGGAAACUCUAGAUCGCAUUACAAAACUUGUCAAUGAUACUCUAGCUAGUGAUGGAUCAUAUGGUGAUUCUACAUUAUCCAAAGACGAUGUGCUUAGGGCCAUUGACUGUGGCAAAUCUGAAGGUGGUUCUCAUGGAAGACAUUGGGUCUUGGACCCCAUAGAUGGCACUAAAGGGUUUGUAAGAGGAGAUCAAUAUGCAAUUGCGUUAGGAUUGCUAGAUGAAGGGAAAGUAGUAUUGGGUGCCCUGGCGUGUCCAAAUCUUCCUUUAGCUUCUAUUGCUGAUGCCAAUCAACAUGCUCUAAAUGGUGAAGUUGGUUGCCUCUUCUAUGCUAAACUUGGUGCUGGAACUUACAUGCAAUCACUGGAUAGUUCAUCAGCAAUGAAGGUGCAGGUCAGUGCAAUUGACAAUCCUGAAGAAGCAUCAUUCUUUGAAUCAUAUGAAGCAGCACACUCUAUGCACGACUUAUCUAGCUCAAUUGCAAAAAAACUUGGUGUCAAAGCUCCACCAGUUAGAAUUGAUAGCCAAGCAAAGUAUGGUGCUCUAUCCAGAGGAGAUGGGGCCAUAUAUCUUCGUUUCCCUCGGGCAGGCUACCGUGAGAAAAUAUGGGAUCAUGCUGCUGGAUAUAUAGUUGUGACAGAGGCUGGGGGAGUGGCAGCAGAUGCUGCAGGGAAUCCAUUAGAUUUUUCUAGAGGAAGAUAUUUGGAUCUUGACACAGGCAUUAUUGUUACCAAUCAGAAGUUGAUGCCAUCUCUUUUGAAGGCAGUUAGAGAAUCUCUGGAGGAGAAAGGUUCAUCCUUGUGAUUAAAUCUUAUUUAGUUUCAUCAUUUCUUUUGUCAAGUUGGUUUCCGAACUUGUUAUUCGUCUGUAUUUCUUUUUUCAAUUGGUUGUCAUUUGCGAUUUAAUAAAACCCGAUAUCUUGAAGACUACAGGGUGUCUGUUAGAUGGUUAUUGUUUAUCAUAUGCACUGAGAGUUUAGCCCUUGCAAAA
Molecule: messenger RNA, 1458 nt
Organism: Ricinus communis (castor bean)
Lineage: Eukaryota; Viridiplantae; Streptophyta; Magnoliopsida; Malpighiales; Euphorbiaceae
Product: SAL1 phosphatase-like
Exons: 8
Coding region: 88-1272 (394 amino acids)
Biological process (GO): sulfate assimilation; phosphatidylinositol phosphate biosynthetic process
Molecular function (GO): 3'(2'),5'-bisphosphate nucleotidase activity
Source: RefSeq, a predicted model, not a curated record